AUGCCUAACACCAAAACGAUCCAUGUGCCUCACCUUGGUGGCAUUGAGGCUUCCUACCAGACCCCAGGUCUCGACGCGAAUAAACCGACAUUGGUGCUGGUCAACUCCUUCACCACCUCUUCCGAGCUCUACAAAACUCAAUAUGCCAACAGAGACCUCACAAGCAAGAUGAACUUACUGGCGAUCGAGCUACUUGGUCAUGGACAAACACGCUGCAAGCUUGAGAACUGGACUUAUUGGGAUACUGCAUGGAUGAACAUCCAAGUCCUGCAAGAAUUAGAGAAGAGGGGAGAGAUCGAUCAAGGCAAAGGAGUCUUUGUGCUUGGCACUAGUCAGGGAGGUUGGAUCACUGUUCGCAUGGCUCUAUUAGCGCCCGACAAGAUCACUGGUAUCAUCCCUUUGGGCACAAGUCUCGACUUCGAAUCUCCCAAAACUCGCGAACUCGGCUGUUGGAACGCGCCAGAAGAUCUAACGCCCAACAUCACCGCAUGGAGCAAACCCGCAGACUCUUCCUUCCGUCCCGGCAACCAUUUCGCCGACUUUCUGAUCGACAUCGGUUUCGGCAAAGAUUGCGACUCGUCAGUUCGUGAUUUCUGGCGCAGCGAAAUCGCAAGUAACUAUGUGGGCGAAGAAGGCAGGAAGAGGAUCAGAAUGGCAACUAUCAAUCUGCGGGAUAGGGAUGGGUUGCAUGGCAGAUUGACUGAUGUCAAGUGUCCUGUGCUGUGGCUGCAUGGAACGGCGGAUGCGGUGUACUCAGUUGCGAAUGCCGAGAGAGAGAUCAAGAUGUUUGUGAGGAGUCCGAAUGCACAGCUCAAGGUUGUGCAGGAUGGGCAGCAUUUCCUAUCGUUUAGUCAUCCUAAAGAGGUGGAUGGUGCGGUCGCCGAGUUUGUUUCAAAGUACUCUUGA
This is a messenger RNA of Aureobasidium melanogenum CBS 110374, 906 nucleotides long. Its product is annotated as alpha/beta-hydrolase. The coding region runs from base 1 to 906 and encodes 301 amino acids. NCBI's taxonomy places the organism in Eukaryota, Fungi, Ascomycota, Dothideomycetes, Dothideales, Saccotheciaceae. Gene Ontology annotation, molecular function: catalytic activity. The record is from RefSeq and is a predicted model, not a curated record. The transcript has 2 exons.